AGCCGCUUCCACAGAACUGUGGCCAAGACCCGCAGUCAGCCAUGAUGUGUUUAUAACCUGAUGAUCAGCAGAGAGAUGGUGAGGAAGAAGAACCCCCCUAUCCGGAGUGUGGGAGGUGAGGAGGAGGAGGAAGAAGAGGGGAGGAGGCCAGCAGCAGGAGAAGAGGAGGAGGAGGGAGAGGAAGAGGGGAGAGUGGGAGCAGAGGCCGAACGGAUAAACCGACCCUCUGAGCCAGAGUCCUCCGAGCGGGUCAGAGGCGAUGAGGAGCAGGAGCAGGAGGAGGAGGAGGGAGAAAGUGAGUGUGUUUCCUCAUCUGUCUCUCCCUCAUCAGUGGGUGAUCGCUACGCUAAUGAGGAGAGAGGGGGCAGGAGAGGAGGAGGAGGAGGAGGAGGAGGAGGAGGAGGAGGGGGCAGGUCCAAACAAGGCAACGCGGCGUUGACUGACAGACCCGAGAGCCAGUCGGAGCCCGAGGACGGGGAGAAGGGGGUGGAGGAGAAGGAGAGGAGCGACCGCGUCUCACCUCCUCUGCUCUCCGCUCCCCACCUCCUCCCCGGACAGGAAGGAGGGGAGGAGUCGACAACCGACACCCCUCCGCUCUCCUCCAGCCCCUCUCCCAAGCUCCAGGACUUCAAGUGCAACGUGUGCGGUUACGGCUACUAUGGCAACGACCCCGCCGACCUGGUGAAGCACUUUAGGAAGUAUCACCUGGGUCUGCACAACCGCACACGGCAGGACGCUGCCCUCGACACACACAUCCUGGCCCUCCACAACAUGGCCCCUCAACACACACCUCUAGACAUACAGACAGGACAAGGGCAGAGGAACCAAGCCAAAGAGUCGGGGAAGACGAGGCCAGAUAUACACACUCAACAGCAUAGGGCAGUUAUGAUGAAUGGCACAUAUGACGUACAGGUGACCUUGGGAGGCACGUUAAUUGGGAUUGGCCGGAAGACCUCUGAUUGUCAGGGAAACACUAAGUACUUUCGCUGCAAAUUCUGCAACUUCACCUACAUGGGCAGCAACUCCUUAGAACUUGAACAGCACUUCCUGUCCUCGCAUCCGAACAAAGUGAAAUCUCCACCGACCACCCCCCUGCUGGCUACAAACAACGUGGCCAAGCACGAGAACCAGGCGAUGGGCAGGAGUCCGAUCAUGGACGGGGCGGAGCGAGUGGCAGUGAGGGCGGAAGACGACACCGUGGUCGGGUACUGCAUCCCGGUCAGGGCGUCUUCGGAUUCGUCCAGCUGGACGGGGGAGCCGGGUCGAGGCGGCGUGCAGGCGUAUUACUGGUGCAAAUUCUGCAGCUGGAGUUGUGAGUGGUCAGGGGGCUCGGCGAAGCUCUUGGAGCACUUUGAACAGAGACAUAGAACGAGCCUGGGAGGCACCAUGAGCCCCAGCAACUCUACUCCUGGGGCGCUGGACAGGGAGCGGGAGAGAGGAGGGAGGAGAGAAGGAGGCGAGAGAGACCACACGGCUUCCAAGAGCCGCAAAGAUCCAUCAUCAAACCCAUCCAGCACCAGCCAAGGAGACCCGAACAGCAGCGACCCAGAAGCAGUGGUGACCAGUUAUAACUGUCAGUUGUGUGAUUUCCGCUACUCGAUGGCCCACAGCGCUGACGUCAUCGUCGUGGCGCCGUUGCUGCUGCACUAUCAGCACAACCACUCCAUCCACCGGUGCUGCAUCCAGCACUGCAUGUACUGUCCCCAGGGGCUCUGCCAGCCACACAAACACUUGGGGGAGGUGUCCCACCCCUUUGCCUGUCGGAAACCCGUCUGCCCUAAAUGCUGUUCCAAGCUCUCUCCAUCCACCAAACAGCAGGACGCAGCUGGUCCGAAACCUGCCGCCACCUCCACCUCACCCAGCAUGACCCCUCCUAACCCUAGAGCUGAACCAGGCGUCACCCACUUGUGUGACCAGUGUGCGUUUGCCACCACCGACAUCGACGUCCUGCUGCAGCACUAUGAAACCUGCCAUACCCUGAUCAACCUGAAGGGGGCUUCCCCGCACGUCAAGGCCGAGGAAGAGGUCGGAGUCGACAAGGAUCAUGGUGGAGGAGAGAGGGAGUACUCUUGCACAAAGUGUCACUUCAUCACAGAAGUGGAGGAAGAGAUUUUUAGACACUACAGGCGUGUCCAUUCGUGUUGCCGUUGUCGACGCUGCGACUUCACAGCUCCAGAUUCAUCAGCCCUCCUCGACCAUUUUAACUCUGUCCACUGUCACGACUCUCCCUCAUUAAGCUCAUUUGUUACGACCUCCUUACCCACAUCGCUGACGCCUUCAUUAACACUCUCUGCCAAUGGCUGCUCAGCUCCCUCCACUUUAGCCAUUAAAGAAGAGAGCAAAGGGGAUCUUCGCCUCCUCUAUUCCCUUGCGCCACCUGAGGGUCGACUGGCAGAAGGUGGCAGAGAAGAGGGAGGAGGGGUGGUGAAAAGCGAGGGAGGGGAGGAGAAAGAAAGAGAGAGGGAGAAAGGCUGGGUCCUUGGGGAGACGAGAGGAAUAGGUGAAAGAGGAGGUGAGCAGGCCCAUGGUUUGCUGUGGGUGCCCAAGGAGCGAAUGGGACCCGACAGAGGAGUAGAAAGAGGAACAGGAGGCAGGAGCCCCUCUCUUUUCCCCUCCCCCCUCCCAUUGUCUUUUGUUGCAGCCAAUCACGAGGCCUCGCAGCACAAACGGGGCGUGGCCUCGCCGAGCAUGGUUUACCUGGGAGACACAAAGUCAUUUUUGGGAGAUACCAAGUCGUUUUUGGCAGACGCCAAGCUGUACGGAGGGGGACGGCCGGGAGGAGGAGGUGGCGCUGCAGGUGGAGGGGAGAAGCAGAGCCCGAUGCCCUCUCAGCAGUAUACAGGAGGAGGAGGAGGAGGAGGAGGAGGACAGGAGGGCAAAGGAGGAGCUGCAAAAGAGGAGUCCCAGUCCCUGCUACGGCGGCGCAGAGGCAGCGGGGUCUUCUGUGCCAACUGCCUGACCACCAAGACAUCGUUGUGGAGGAAGAACGCUAACGGAGGCUACGUCUGCAACGCAUGUGGUUUAUACCAAAAACUGCAUUCGACACCCAGACCUCUAAACAUAAUCAAGCAGAACAACGGUGAACAAAUUAUCCGACGGCGAACCCGCAAACGCCUCAACCCCGACCCGCUGUCGUCUGAAAACCCCACCCCCAAGCAGCAGCGAAUCACCAGCGAGGAGCGCAUGAACGGGGAGGAGUCUGACCGGAGCUGCACGUCGAUGAAAAACCAGCAGCCCUCCCCUCGCUCGCGCUCCCCCCGUUCCACUCAAGCCUUCUUAGCCAAUCAAACGCUGGAGAUCCACAGACGCAUGCCUCCCCUCCUCGUCCCUUCGCACCCCCCCUCCUCGCUGGUAGUCGAGGGCAAUGGCGGCAUGGCAGAGGGUGUAUUAUCAUCAAAGUUAGAGGGAGUUAAAGGGGGAGGGGGGUCCGAACGAGGCAGUCCAAUUGAAAAAUACAUGCGUCCGUCCAAACCGUCUAGUUAUUCGCCUCCUGGGUCACCGAUUGAAAAGUAUCAGUAUCCCCUUUUCUCUCUACCCCUGCCGUUAACCCUCUCACCUGAUCUCACCCCUGAGUCCGAUUGGCUCAGAUUCUGGACCAAGUACAAGAUGGCGGCCACCUCUGGGGUUCCCGGUACCCUCAGUAAUCUAAGCAGCCCUGGUAGCCUCGGCAAUAACGCACAUUACCUUAGUGCAAUGGUUUCGCCUGUACAGCAUCAUCAGCAAAGCUACACGGUGCCUUACUGCGCCUCUCCCUACUCUCCUCUUCCACCCCCUCCAGCUCCCCCUCACUAUCCCCCUCCUCCUCUUCAUCCUCAAACCUCGUCCUCCUCCUCAUCGUCAUCAUUAGAAAACGACGCUCCGUUGGAUCUCGCAAUAAGACAAAGGGAUACGAGUGCCGCAAAUGCCCACGUGUCAACAAAUGGGGCCGAGAGGAGAAAGCUUGAGUCGCCACGAGCCGAGAGGUUGCGAGAGAACUGGAAAGGAGAGAAAAAGGAGGAGGAGAGUACUGAUGAAGGCGUCAACAGGAAGGAGGAGUCGGGAAAGGAAGAGCAGGAUCGUUUGACAAAAGUUGUAUCGUCGUAUCGCACGAUGGUGGACGUAGCCACGCAGGAUGAUCUGACCAAUCGCUGCAUCCACUGUGGGAUCUACUUUUUAGAUGAGGUCAUGUAUGCCCUGCACAUGAGCUGCCACGGCGACCAGGGACCGUACCAAUGCAGCUUUUGCCUCCACACAUGUGCGGAUCGCUACGAUUUCACCACUCACAUACAGAGGGGCUUACACAGGUACACAGACAAGACGCCGCAACAGAAGGGCCAGCCACAGGAGGGCGAAACUCCGAGCAUCAUGGAGACGUCCCAGCAGGAGACGGGAGAUGUGACUCCAGAGGAAAAGAUGGACGAAGGCGAUCAAGAUGCGGUCCCGUGUGGAAGUGAUGAUGUCACAGCAGAGGGUCCUGAUGAUCGAGCCGAAGGAAUUACAGGCAGUGAUGUCAAUGAUAAUGAAACGGAAGCGGAAAUGGAGGUAGGAGCAGAGAGUCACGAUGAAACAAACCAGGAUUUAGGAGGCGAAACGGCGUCGGACGGCAGCGCUGACGUCACAAAGACUAUCGAGGUCACGACUGUCGCGGAGUCUAAAGACGAGGAGGAGAACGUGGAGAGUAACUAACCCUGAAACCUCUUACUCCCACAAACCUUUACGAACAUGUUUCAUCAAAUGAAUAAGCUGUAUGCCAUCACGUUCCUGGAGGUUAGCUCAUGUCAAAGCGGGCCUAUCCCGGGCACUAAACGGAACACAUCCUUAUGCUGGAAGCACUCGGCUGUCAAAUGGUCAAAAAAAUCAUUGUAGGAUCCCGCCGCACGGCUGCAGGGACAAUAUGGAGGAAGAGUCUGUCGAGCAAAGGAUCCCUCGACGGCUCUGUAGCAACUUACUCAACAACGGAGUCCGGGCAUGCAACUGAAAUCACCAUUAAUUAACAGCCACUUGUGUGCUUUCCAAAUGAGAGGAUUGGAAGCUCGACUGAAAGCGAGACUGGUCUCAUUUAGGAUGAGUUCAUGGAGCUCAGCACCUGCACAGCCAACAAACAGCAGAGCAAAAAAUACAAAAAAAUAAUGCUACAAGCAAAACAGUUGAGCUGAGCUGAACUGAGCUGAUCUCCUAUGCACCAAACUGAACCCCGAGCUGGCCACGACUGCUCCCAUGCAUCACUCAGACUGUUAUAUCCCGGUACGACCAGAUUUGAUCUGGUCCCUGCGCCCGGAGCAUGUUUUUAACUAUUUUCCCGCUGUGCAAAUGAACCCAAAACCAAAACUUAUUUUAAAGACUUGAAGUUCAGAACAAAUCCAGUUUGUUCUGGGCGGCCGUUGGAUUGGUGCAACGGGUUCUUUCACACUUUGCUGAAACUGACAGUGUUCGCUCAGAUCAAUGCAAAUUCACCACGGCUGCAAAGUGGGGCAAAAAUGUCGGACUGGUUGGAUUUGAUUUGACCAUGACUUUUUGAACUGCUUACUUAAAACCAGUUUGAACUGGUUGAACCGGUGCAAAGCCGGACCGAAGUGUUCUCUUCAUCCAUUCGGAUUGAACCAAGUGACAAUGUUUUCUACCUUCCUCCGUGCCAUGAUACUAGCUACGUGCCUGGCUGCCUGCCUAAUAGAACAACCAUCUAUUAACCUGCUUAACAUUUAUAUUAAUAAUAAUAAAGGUAAUAAUAAUAAUGAUGAUAAUGUUAUAGUUGAAAACAUGCAAUUUGCUACUCUUUCCUAUAUAAUAUGUUAUUUUGUAAAGGAAAAUAAUGCUUUUUUGCAGGAAUUGGUACUAUAAGAAUUAGUUUAUUUUCAAUUUCCUUUUGUUUUCUCGUUUUUGGAGCUAUUUGUCGUUCUUAAGGAGACUUGUUACAGCCGUCUAACAGAAAUGGUACAGAGAAAACGAGGGGGUUGUGUGUCCGUGUGCAUUUGUGUUAUUGCGUCGUUUAUUUGUGCGAGGAUCAGAGGAUGUGUCCGUCCCCCAACAAUGAUGUUCAACAUAAUGAAGGCUUGCGCUUGGUUUUUUGUUUUCAGUCCUCAGGGGUCACACGUGUUGCACACCAACCCGCCUGUUUCAUAGCAUGGGACACGUCCUUUUUACAUGUUGAAUGGUGUAAUGGUUUUAGCAUGUUCUCUUAUAUAUGUUCUUAUCAUGUUCUUUAUGUGCCAAUAGAUCAACAUGGUCUCAGUAUGUAACAUUUAUUUUUCUGUAUGUCUUUUACAUGUUGUUAGGAUUCAUGCUUUUAUAGAGAGACUUAGGAACUUAGGGAGAAAAACCCUAACUUUUAUCAAAAGGAUCAAUUCUUUGGGUUAAGUGUAUAAAUCUUUGCUCUGUGCUGAGUCUACGGAGCCUCUCGUCUACAGUGUUUAAAUCAGCCGAUAUAUUGCUGAGGAGUUUGGUAGUUUACCUCUAUGUAGCAUGUUAGCGUCUUUUUAAAUCUGCAAAAUAAGUCGCCUUAACUCGGAAUGGGAAUUGUUACUCGUUAGACCUAAACAAUACUAAUGAAAACACAGGAUUGUUUUAGGUCUUAUUAUAAUUCAGUGAAGUAAAAUGGAACAUGUUGCUCUCAACUCAAGCAUCCCCACCCCCCCCGUGCGCGCGGUCAUUGGCUACUCGUGACCCACUUCACAUCCAUCUUAUAAAAUGCAUUUUAAAAUGUACCUGCUCUUCUUCAGAGCCAAGUCUCUCUAAACCAAACUUUGCAUUUUUCAUCGUUUACGUUUGUCAUUGAGAGAGUUGUGAAAUGACCCCCCCCCCACACCCUGUCCUAUAAAAAAGAAGCAACACGUCUGCCAUCUUGUUUAUUUUUGUUAAAAAAAAACACUUCUCUAGCCUUGCUGCCUUAGUUGCUAGAAAACAAACACAAAAAAAUCACCGAGGGACUCCUUUGAAGGAAACAAUAAUAGGCUGAUUGAAAGUCGGGAUGGAGGAAGCUGAAGAAAGAGAGAUAUUUUUCUAUGCUUUUUCCAAAAAGACUUGAAUGACAAAUAUUCCGCCUAGUGCCUGGUAACUUGUUUUUGUUUUUCUAAUGGCUACGUCUGUCUGUGUCAAAAGGUUUUUCUAUGUCAUGAGCCACGUCAGGCAGAAGCUGGACAAACAUUUUGCUUCCCACCGAUCAGAUUUGUGCAUUUUCAGCCCAAAACCUAUUUGGUUGCUAUGCUAACUGUUGCUUUCAUUUUCACAUGUAUGUACACUACUUGGGAGAAAGUAGAAAUGUAUGCCUCAGAUACUUGUUUAUGAAAACCUGAAUACCAGGAUGUUCUCUAGUGUGUAUUUGGUUUAUUUGACGAUAGAAGCUGAAUUACAGCUUGAAAUCAUGUCGCCAGUUCACGCUAAAGAUAGAGCUCAUUCUAACAUGGUAUUAUUCUGAAGUGGAGUUUGUUAUUAAUUCAUUUCUAUCCGAUUUUAAGGGGUUAACUCAGGACUUUUUUUGUGUGUGUCAGCAAAAGAUCCAAUUUCAUUCUUUUUUUCAAAGCAGCAGUGAGAUGAGGUUUCUGUCUUGCAGAAAUUUCUAAAACGUAACAAAGUAGAAAAUCUGAUAAAUUCCCCCGUCUGCCCUGUCGAGUACUCGCACCCUGCAGCAACCUUUUUACAUUCGAUUUUCCACUCUUUUGAACAAUUCAUAUUGAUGUAUAGAAACAAAGCAUUUCUAAAUACCUUAAAGGGGCCGUAUGUUCGAAUUGGCCAGCUGUUCAGUUCAUACCCCAAACAACUAAGGGGUAGCAUAUUAUUUUAUUUCACGUUAUCUUAGCGUGUGUCCAACCCCUCCUCUUCCCCUGAGCCAUAGAUGGUGCGGCUAUAAGGCAAAGCAAGAGAAAUCUUGAUGGGCAGAUUGACUGUCAAGAAAAAAAAUCCAUAAUGUUUUUACCGGCCUUGUCAGUCUCCUCUGGCCUGUUCUGUGUAGCUGUCAUUCAGGGUGCUCAUAAAGGAUCUCCAGGAGAAGCAUUAGCCUACAAUGUAGAGUUUUGAACGGGAUUGAUUGGAACUGCAGACAAGAGAGCGGCAGCAGCCUUAAGGCGAGUGGGAGGAACACAAAUUCAGAUUAUUUGAGAAAUCCCUUAGUUUGAGGACGGAGUGGAGGGAUCCCACUGAGAGAGGAGGGCUGCAGGUUCACACAGAACCUGCAGUUUCCACUUCUUUAUCCUUAGACCAAGGGAAGUUGCCACAUUGACUUCACUAUACCUCAUGAGGUACAACACAAAACGUAAAGAUAUUUUUUAACUGAAAAACGUACAUAUUGGCCCUUCGAUCAAAACAUUAUGUCUUCCUGAUAAAGCUAAGAAACAUUUAGGGGGUUGGAAGUGUUUCUCACGAGUGUCAUUGCUGCUGGGUGAAGACAUCUCACUGCUGCUUUAGAACUGUGUCCACUGAAGCAAGUCUGACAUCCUCAUAUCUGACAAAGUGCAAGCAUUCUUGUCCUCAAAACAUUUUGCUCAACAUCUUAAUCAUGUAGGGCUCCACUGUCCAUAUCACAUCUAUCCAGAUCAAGUUGCAUUGGUUAGACUUUUCUCCCAAACGUUGGCCUUUGGUUGGUAUAGGUCCCAUCAUGUGAGGACUUAUGAGGCAGAUCCCAAAUGUUAAGAAAGAUCAGUUUUCAUCCCUACUUCUGGAAAUAAGUUGUGCAAAUGUUACGUUUUUAGAAAAGACUUGUUUUCGGGUUUCUCUCAAGGGGCUGCUAGCAGAACACAAACUGUUUACAUUUGCAAAUGUAGCAAAAAAAAGAAAAGGGACACCUGCUGAGAUGGAUGGAUGGGUGCCUUUGAAGAAUAAACAGAGAGAAUGUGGAUUGAAAGGCGGAGAAUGGGAUCAAAAUAAACUUUCAGAGGUUUAGUUGAUGUGUCCAUUCAUCCCACCUCUCGUCCGUUUGUUUUUCGCUUUAACCUCUCUAACAUCGCUUCUCUUUUUCCUCAUCUAUUAUCUUUAAUUCGACGCAUACUUCUUUUCCUGUCUGUUUCUCUCUCGUCUGUUCUCUCCUCUGCCGCUCACCUCAUAUGCCCCUGCACCUUUCUGCCUCCCUGCUUUCAAUGAAAGUAAUUGAGGUGUUCUCAGCAGGUUUGAUGGGGUUGAGAUGGAGAUAUUUGACUCCGUUAUUCAGAUUUAUGCUCAAAUAAUUGAUUCUGACUUUUACACCAAACUCUGCUCAUGUUGACUUGGUUAAAUUUCUCUCCUACUUCAAUUGUUUAUUUUAUGUUUGUUUGUGGGAAGAAAUUAAUCUAAUUCGAGCUCAUCCAUUUUCCGACAGGUCUGAACUUUCUGAUAUCUUGUGCUUUUGGUAACAAUUUGCAUGGGUGGGAAAACAGGACGGUCUGGUUCUGCCUUUUGAUAUUUUUCUUCCUUGAGUCUGGUUUUACAUCUCGUCCCUCAGUGGGCCGGAGACGAAUCCCGAUUCCAAAAUGUUUGGAUGGUUUAACUUUUGAAAGCAGAUCCUCUCUCUGUUCGGAGUUGAGAGCAGAACGAACACAGCCUUGAUGAUGAAAGCCUUUGUUCGUGCACACUCUUUCUUAAUGUAAGUGGUCUGCAGAACUCCUUCCUUAUCCAAAUAUCCUCUUUAGCGUCUUCGCCAGCCGAACGUCGCCUCUCGAGUCGUGUGAGGAUACUGUUCGGCUGAAACACAAAUAGACUUUAACGGUGGCAGGAACAUUGGAGCGUUUUCAGUCCAAAAGAGGACAUUUUGCUAAGAAUGGAAGUUCUGCAGGUCACAUGACGGGACAUGACUUUUUACUUCAUUAUUGAAUUGUAUGUGUUUUGGUUUGAUGGCAUUUCACAUCAGCGUUUACAUUGGGGGGGCCUUAACAAGUUUUUUCAUUUUAAUCUGUCCGAAUGUGUUAUAGAGUUGAUGCUGUUGCUUGCACUCAGUUUAUUAUGUUCUUAUUGCCAAGGAAGGGAUAACACACACACACACACACACUCUCGCACACACACACACACAUAGGUACGGAUUCAGUGUACAUUUGGGAUGUACUGUAUUAAUCAUGGGAGACAAGGGAGCGAAAGGCCAGUUUGUAAUUGGUCAGACAAACAUACGCAUGCACACACACACACACACAUACACACAAUGACUAUGUACAUUUAACCAAUAUAUUUUAGUAGAAUUUUUAUUUCUCUAUUCAGUCGAAUGGCUUUUAUAGAAAGUAUGGGAUUUGUUUUCUUUUCUUUUCCUCCGUGUUGUAUUUUAUUCUGCUACUUCUCUGUAUGUUAUUGUUUUUAGGUUUUAUCUCAUGCAAAAAAUGAUAUUUCAGCAACAUAUUUUGACAGCCAAGAAAAGUUUGUUACACAGCUAAACUUGAAGAAAUAAUGAUGACGAUGAUAAUAAUUAAUAAAAGUAAUAACAAACAUA
This is a messenger RNA of Pleuronectes platessa (European plaice), 10357 nucleotides long. RefSeq names its product trichorhinophalangeal syndrome I (gene trps1). The record is from RefSeq and is a predicted model, not a curated record. Gene Ontology annotation, biological process: regulation of transcription by RNA polymerase II. The coding region runs from base 61 to 4665 and encodes 1534 amino acids. Gene Ontology annotation, molecular function: RNA polymerase II transcription regulatory region sequence-specific DNA binding; DNA-binding transcription factor activity; zinc ion binding. NCBI's taxonomy places the organism in Eukaryota, Metazoa, Chordata, Actinopteri, Pleuronectiformes, Pleuronectidae. The transcript is spliced from 10 exons. Gene Ontology annotation, cellular component: nucleus.